Molecule: messenger RNA, 1329 nt
Organism: Spodoptera exigua (beet armyworm)
Lineage: Eukaryota; Metazoa; Arthropoda; Insecta; Lepidoptera; Noctuidae
Source: the annotation of a GenBank genome assembly
UGUCAAUAUUGAAACUGACACUUGACCCGUUUUUCCAGCCAUUUGCCGAUGUGUGAUCGCGGCAGGUUGUUUUCCUGAGUUAGCGAAACGCGCACGUAUUUUUUAUCUUUUUGUAUCAAGAAUUGCAAUUAUAAUUAUUUUUGACUCUUCAGAAAAUUAAUAAAUACUAGAAUCAUGACUAUGGAGAGGAUAGAUAUCACCCAGCCUUUAUGGGACCAGAGCACCUUCCUGGGAAGAUUCAGGCAUUUCGCCUUCAUUUCCAAUCCAUUGCUCUCCUUAGCUUCUGAAGAAGAACUGCACCAAGCAAAGGAUCUAUAUUUGAAGUACAAAUCAGGUAAAGAACCAGCUGGAACAAAAUAUGAGCAGCUGGUUAGAGCGAAGCAGUUAUAUGAAUCAGCGUUCCACCCUGACAGUGGUGAGCUGCAGAAUGUGUUCGGCAGGAUGUCUUUCCAAAUGCCUGGAGGUUGUCUCAUUACUGGAGCCAUGUUACAAUGGUAUAGAACACCAGUAGCAGUAGUCUUCUGGCAGUGGGUGAACCAGUCGUUCAAUGCAUUAGUGAAUUACACAAACCGGAAUGCGAACUCCCCCCUCACGACUACGCAGAUGGGAGUCGCUUACGUGUCCGCCACGUCGGCCGCCAUGACAACUGCGCUGAUCUUCAAGUUCAGCGUGCAGAAACGCGCCAAGAAUCCCAUUUUAGCUCGGUUCGUACCUUUCGUGGCUGUAGCGGCCGCCAACUGGGUGAACAUUCCCUUAAUGAGACAGAAUGAAAUCCUCCUAGGUUUGGAUGUAACGGAUGAAAAUGGUAAAGUUAUCGGCAAAUCUCAAUUAGCACCGGUGAAAGGAAUUUCUCAAGUGGUCACUUCAAGAAUCGCGAUGUGUGCUCCGGGAAUGUUAUUACUGCCAGUGAUUAUGGAGCGACUGGAGCCCAAGCCUUGGAUGCAGAGGAUACGCUGGGCACAUAUUGGCAUACAGACCGCCAUCGUCGGCAUGUUCCUAACAUUCAUGGUGCCGACGGCCUGUGCGAUCUUCCCUCAAAGAUGUAAACUGUCAAUAGACACAAUCAAACGAUUCGAGAAGGACAACUACGAACAAAUACUCAAGAACACGGACGGAAAGCCGCCAGAAUACGUGUACUUCAAUAAGGGACUCUAAACUUAUUAGUCGUAAGGUUUAAAAUAUAGUCUAGACAAGAUGCAAAUUUUACUUAUAAGGUUUUUGGCCAGCGAGGUAUGAAAUGGUCAAGAGUAGUUUUCAACUGUAUAGUAAGAUGUAUAAGGUUCUGUUUACAACGACAGGAGAAAAUGACUUGGGAUUGUGAAUGGUCAA